Messenger RNA from Diprion similis, 3898 nucleotides. RefSeq names its product carbonic anhydrase 2-like. The record is from RefSeq and is a predicted model, not a curated record. Gene Ontology annotation, molecular function: carbonate dehydratase activity; zinc ion binding. Lineage: Eukaryota; Metazoa; Arthropoda; Insecta; Hymenoptera; Diprionidae. Gene Ontology annotation, cellular component: cytoplasm. The coding region runs from base 221 to 1195 and encodes 324 amino acids. The transcript is spliced from 6 exons.
GACAGACGUGAUGUUCCUCCGGCAAAAGGCUGCGGUCGUAUUUAAUAUGGCUGUCCGCUACGAAUGCGUUCAGUUCUCGUUCGACCACAACCGAUCCCGUAUCCCAUGCAUAAACCAUUCUUCACUUGGCUACACGGACCGUGAUCCUCACUCGCCUGCACACGGCAAACCUUCGAAGAGCUAUUGUUGGACAGUGUUGGGACAGUGAUCACUCGGCGAUAUGAAGAGUUUGGUGUUUUUGAAUUUCUUCACAAUUUAUUCUACCGCCCUGGCUCAGGAAUUUUCAUACAACGGGCUUCUUGGUCCUGAGUACUGGGGCAACAAGUAUCAAACGUGCGUAGGAAAGCACCAGUCCCCGAUUAACAUCGUGGAGCAUUAUGUCGAGAAGGUCACACUUCCACCAUUGUCGUUUUCUGGUUUCAACAUACCCAGGAAAGCCACGCUAACGAACAAUGGCCACACAGUAAUCUUAAAGACAAUCGGAAUUGACGUUCCUCUUAUAACCGGUGGACCUCUCGGAGAUGAAAUCUACGCGUUUGAACAGCUUCAUUUUCACUGGGGAGAGAACGACAAAGAAGGUUCAGAAGAUAGGAUAAACAAUAGAUCCUUCGCUAUGGAACUUCAUGCCGUAUUUUAUAAAUCAUUAUACGGAUCGUAUAAAGCAGCAACCAAUUUUCCGGACGGACUCACAGUAUUGGCGUAUUUCGUGACGGUUGCCGAAUCGUUCGAUCUUACCUACAACCCUUUGGUCGAAACGUUGCCACUCAUCGAGGACAUUGGCGCAGAAGCUGUGCUGAGAGAUAAUCUCAUCCUCGAAUCUAUCCUGAAAACGAAUCAGCCUUCGAUGCAAAAUUAUUUCACUUACAAUGGUUCGUUGACGACACCACCUUGCUCCGAAGUGGUCACGUGGAUAGAUUUUAAAACGCCCCAUAUGCUGUCCCACGAACAGAUCGCGGCUUUCCGUCGAAUUCGUAGCGCAGAAGGGGAAAGAGUGACACAUAACUUCCGGCCCGUACAACCUCUCGCCGACAGGAUAGUCUUUGAGAAUAUUCCCGAGAUGAGCCAUCACCACAGCCACGGGAUUCCUAACCAUCGCAAUCAUCAUUAUUCGCAACAGGAUUCAGGACAACUUGCGAACAGAGCUUCCCUUUCGAUUAUAGUUAUUAUUUCAUUAGAGACUAUUUUACGUCGGUAACAUCGUUUAUCAUCGCUAAAAAAAGAGCUAAGGUUCGUGCCAUAUUUUUGUUUCAACCACUCAUUGUCAGCUGGUUGAAUAUACAGCAGAUGAGAUCAGCAAGUAUUUUAGCGUAAUCAACAAAAAAUCAUAUUGCGAGGCUAUUCUAUUCAUCGAGUUAGUCCUGAGAUCAAAAAAUCGGCCAAAAAAUUGUUGGGCACGUCACUUCGACUCUUAAUCAACCCAAUCGAUGACGUUAUAGUAUUCAAAAUAUCUCGGAAGUUCAUCACGCCGUGUUUUUAUCCGAGUUUUAACAGUUUGUAAUGUCUUUGGUACCGCGCAUAUUUUCAAUAUUAGGUACAACUAUAAUUUAUACUUGCUUCGCAAUCGUAUCAUAAUGUUUGAAGUUGUUCUAUUUUAUUGUUAGCCUUGCCUUGAUGCGGCAUAAAAGUAUGGAUAUCAGGCUACCCAUAAUAAAAAUUUUGAGAAGUGUUUCCGCCGGACUGAAACUAUCAGGUUCUACUAAUGAUUACAUUAGAUUACAAAAUCUUUAACCAUCAUUUAGCUGUGACCAUCAGUGUUUAAUGAAAGAUUUCAAUCAUCUACGUGUAUCAUUGUCACUCUGCCGUAUACGGUAAUAAAUUUUCAACCGACACCGCAACUUAUAAGUUAUCCUGUUAUUAAGUACGGCAUUAAAUGACAGUGUAUUCGUAAAUUCAUGCGUACUUUUGCGAGAGCACGUGCAAAUAUAUUUAUCAUUCGAUAUUUCCAAGCCACAGACUGUUGUUAGAAGUAGAUGCGAUGUAAAGGACUGAUUUCUCAUCGGGGAAAAAAAGUAUAAAAUCUCACUGAAAACUAAUUAGAUAUCUCAAAAAUACAUUGGCUACAAUUGGGAUUCUAAUAUGUCGGCGUGUCUAAUAAUGAACGUCGAAAAUGAAGAUAAUCGGUAGUUGCUAGUAUUGCAUUUUAAUAACGAAUAUCAUGGCCCAAAAAUGGGAGCAGACGCCUGGGCUUUUAUUUUUUAAGAUUCUAAUCAAUAUCAGAUUUAAGAAUAAUAUCAAGAACUACUAGUUCAAUGAAAUACAUUUCUUUUGGAGUUUUAAAUUUUUAUUCUACCACGAGAUGGCUUUUUCCAAUGUGUUACUCAAAAGAUGGAAUUAUUACUGUAACUUUUUACUAGUUAUAUCCGUAUUUCCAUCCACAAAUAGUAUUGAAGCAUUGUGUAUAAGUGCAGUUUUGUUGCGUUAAUAUAGUUGGUAUUAUCGAGUUUAUGCCAAGAAGUAAAAAUGGUAGUUUUAGUUGCUAACAGCGUCACUGAUGCAUUAUUUAAGCAUCUAUUAGUUAUAUAUUUAUUAAUCUCCUCAUGCCAUAUAUGCUGGAAACUUAGUUGAAUGGAAAAUGUUGCGAAUCCUGCUAAUUAUUAAGUUAUUUUUUCUACAAUAUCCUAAAUCGUAGAAAUUUAUCUCUAAUAUUAAAUGUGUAAAAGUAGCCAGAUAUGUUAAAAAUCUAUGCGCUCUGUGCGAGAAUUGUCAUAUAGACUGUUAUAAUUUGUCGAGAGGUUGCAAUUUUACAACCUUAUAACAAAUUGUAUGUAAGUGUAUUCUAAAAGUUGAAAUUCAUGAAUUGCUUUGCAAUCGGUAACAAAGUAAAACAAUUUUAAUAGGUGUCAGGAGUAAAUUACUCAUUUAUUUCGUUAAGUAUAAUUAUAUUCUUUACAAAAAUUACACUCGAUAGUAACACUAUCACUGAAAACGGUUGGAAGAUGAAUACAAAGGAUUUUUGCACUUACGGUGAUAAGAUAAUGUUCUAUUUCUUUUCUAAGUAAAUUUAUUUCAUAUAUUUUCACACCAUCUUCCAUUAGUUCAUGUAACUUGCAGGUAAUUUAUAUUCAUUAUAGGUAUAUAUCAACGAAUGAACAUUCUGGAAUGAAAAUGAUUUCUAAAAAAUUAAGAUUUCUCCUCAUUUAAAAUUAGAAUAUCUAGAGAUAAUAUCUCACUGAUUUAAAAAUGGUUAUAUACACGCGGUUUGUAACGAGAACCUGUAAUCCUACAUAGUAGUUUACCAGGUGUCAAAGUACUUGAAAACGGAACAUAUAUAUAUAUAAUUGCUUCAAGUCAAUUUGCUGAUCCAAUGCAAUCAAAUACGAAUUAAGUACCUAUUACUGAAUGCAUCGGUCAAUGAGUUUCACUUAUUCCAUAUUACUAUUCUUCUUCGUUGGGUUUAGCCUUUGCAAUUAGUUUGGAAGAGUUGAUCGGUGCCAUAUUGACUAUAGACGCAAGAUUUUCUUGACCCUGCUUCAAACGCUCACGUAUCAAUUCAGCUAUAGCUUUCUGAGUCCGUCUUUCAAGCUUUUCAAGUUUUUUAGCAACAUCUCUUUUCAAAUCCCAGUCCGGUUUCCGUGGCGCUAGACUGCUUAUAUCCUGUACAUAUUAAAAAUCAUAUUAAGAAACAUUAAUGCGGAAUAACAAUAAGAGUUUUCAAUUUAUGAGAUUAAAUCCCGGUAAAAUUAUUUCACUCACAAGUUCCUCAAUCACAACUUUUGAAUUAGCAGCACUCAGUUGAUCCUUCACUUCGCUCUCAACAUCUCCGGGCUUAGCUUCGUCCAAUACUUGGUCUUUCAAGCUAUCAUCUUGAGGUUUGUAGCUGCGAAAUUUAGGUCUGAAAGCAUAAAAUGAGUGUCAGAGAACUAAUUCAGCAGAGAAAUAAAGCCUCAUUUUCAAGCUU